AUGCGCCACGUGCUCUGUGUGUUGGUUCUCUCAUUCUGUUGUGUCUGCGGAUGUGUACUCUCUGCUGAAGGAGGUGAUGCUACUGGAGUUGGUGAUGCUGCUUUACAGAUCCGGGAUGAUGUUCCUCAUUCAGAAGAUGCGCAAGAAGAAACUCUGGAAACAUGUGGUGCCGAAGGUAAAACGACGGGAAAAGCCUGCAAACCAAACACCACGCAGGACUCGCCUCAAGAACGUUCAUUAAGUGGAAACCAAGCAGAUGUUAUCAGUAGAACUCCUCAAGGUCCAAAUUCAGAGAUACCUAGUCACGGUACUAGAUCUACGCCUACAGGUUCAUCUAAUGGUUCGCCUGGUGAUCAGGGUGGUUCUCUUGUAGAAAAAAGAGAGAAUUCAUCUCCACUGAAGGGAGAAAAGAAAGAAGGAGAUGAUGAAGGUUCGCGAGGUGUGGAAGAACAAGUAAGCCGUGGACAAGGAGCUGUAGAAGGGAGCAGAGGGCACACUGACAGUGAACCAACAACAGUAAGCCCUGGUACCUCAGAAAACCCCAAUGGUACGGAUAAUGUGCAAACACCUGGAAACGAACAGAGUAUUCAGACGGGUAAUGUUACAGAAGGCACAAGUGAUGCACAGGGCAAUACAAACGCACAAGAAGCUACCGUUACACAACCUUCUUCUCCUUCUGACACUUCCAGCAGUUCAGUUACAGAUAAUACCGGCGGAACAUCUUCUGGGAGUGAUGACACUGGUUCACAGAAUGAGUCUACAAACAACACAGGUGUUACAGGAAAUACAACCACUACUACUACUACUACUACUACUACCACUACUACUACUACUACACUUCCUCCUGAACUCACAAACAACAAGAAGGGUGAUGCAGACAGCAGCAGCAGUAUCAGCAUUUCUGUAUGGGUGCGUGUACCACUACUGAUUGUGGUUACACUGGCCUGUAUUCUUGUGGGCUGA
This is a messenger RNA of Trypanosoma theileri, 963 nucleotides long. RefSeq lists its product as uncharacterized. The record is from RefSeq and is a predicted model, not a curated record. The coding region runs from base 1 to 963 and encodes 320 amino acids. NCBI's taxonomy places the organism in Eukaryota, Euglenozoa, Kinetoplastea, Trypanosomatida, Trypanosomatidae. The transcript has a single exon.